Messenger RNA from Ilex paraguariensis (yerba mate), 354 nucleotides. NCBI's taxonomy places the organism in Eukaryota, Viridiplantae, Streptophyta, Magnoliopsida, Aquifoliales, Aquifoliaceae. The record is from the annotation of a GenBank genome assembly.
CUUUUUCAACAUCACUGCUGCAAAUCUUUGGAUAAUAACAACGAUGGCAGGUGGACAAUCGGAAAGAGAAGACAGGGUCUCAUUGGAACUCACUGAAGAAAUCCUUCAAAGCAUGGAAAAUGGUAGGAUCAGUUCAAUGGAUUUCCAUAGAACAUCAAGUUUUCUGGUGACUGCUAGUGACGAUGAAUCCAUUCGCCUGUACGAUGUCACCAAUGCAACGUAUACCUCUAGUUUCUGUUGUUUUAUUUUAUUCAAAGUAAAAUGUCUUUUUAGAAGAGUGAGAUCAGUUUCUGACAUUGUAUUAUAUUGAAACUAAGAUGUGUUUUUUUGUAGAAUAUUGGUGUUAUUGUGUGG